This is a messenger RNA of Aspergillus uvarum CBS 121591, 2032 nucleotides long. Its product is annotated as glycosyltransferase family 69 protein. The transcript has a single exon. Lineage: Eukaryota; Fungi; Ascomycota; Eurotiomycetes; Eurotiales; Aspergillaceae. Bases 240 to 1808 code for a protein of 522 amino acids. The record is from RefSeq and is a predicted model, not a curated record.
CGCAAUGCUCCAAUUGUUCUGUAACCAUAACUACACAUACGUAUGAGUGCUCCUUGUCACGGGGUGGAUGACAUAAGCGAGAUCGAGAUCUUCCUUCCAGAAGGCGUUGCGUUGGCGAUCGGUCAAAGUAUCUCCAAAUGGCAACCAGCGUCAAUUCGAUCGAUGCUGAUUUGGCACGACGUAUUCCAGGCAUGGGUCGAUUGGUAAUAUUCACCGCUCUGUGAUGUUUCUCCUUCGUUAUGUCUGCCCGUCUCCUUCACCCAGAUGAGUAUGAGCUAGAAACUCGCUCGUCAGCGGACUCUCAGGAGAGCUUCAAUCUCGAUGAGGCCGAUUUCGAAUCGCAGGUGCCUCCACGCCCCGGACAGAUGUUGAGAAAGGUUCCUUUCCUAUCGAGACUGUUCUCGUCGACCUAUUCCGGCUAUCGUAGCCUGAAGCCUUCGCGACCGUUCCUAUCGGCUUCCACACGCCGUGGUUGCUACCGCCGCCUGCUGUUCCGCCGCUGGUGCCCUCGCCUCCAUGCCGCUGCAGGUAUCAUCCUUGCGCUUAUCGUCCUCACGUCAAUCUUCCGACCUUCGUAUACUCGGCUGCCACCACAUUAUUUGUCUCUUCGGGAUGCAGUGUCGCAAUCGACUGAACCCGGCCGUGGAAAUCCCCGCAACGAGAAAGUCUUCAUCGCUGCGAGCUUGUACGACCGCGAUGGCGACCUGGCGCAGGGACACUGGGGAGAUAGUGUGCUACGGCUAAUUGACCUGCUCGGGCCAGACAAUGUCUUCUUGAGUAUCUACGAGAAUGACAGCGGCACGGAGGGCGAGCGGGCGCUUCGCGGCCUGGAGACACAGGUCACAUGCAAGAAAUCCAUCGUAUUCGAAGAGCAUCUCGACCUAGAGUCUCUUGCAAAGGUCGUGGCGCCCGAUGGGUCAAGGAGAACGAAACGGAUCGAAUACUUGGCUGAAAUUCGAAACCGAGCACUACGGCCUUUGAGCGAUCAGCAUGAGGUGCAAUACAACAGGCUUCUGUACUUGAAUGAUGUUGCCUUUAACCCAGUCGACGCACUUCACCUCUUGUUCUCUACAAAUGUAGCGGACGAUGGCAUUUCUCACUAUCGCGCAGCCUGUGCUAUCGAUUUUAUCAAUCCUUUCAAGUUCUAUGACACUUACGCGACCCGGGAUUUGCAGGGUUACAGCAUGGGGCUUCCUAUCUUCCCUUGGUUCUCAACUGCGGGAGAGGGUCAAAGUCGACAGGAUGUGCUAUCAGGGAAAGAUGCCGUGCGGGUUCGCAGUUGCUGGUCAGGCAUGGUGGCUUUCGACGCUCGGUUUUUUCAGCAAUCUCCGGAGAACCAGAGCUACCAGGGCGUUGAAACACCGGCUCAGUUUCGUGCUUCACACGAAUUGUUCUGGGAAGCAUCUGAGUGCUGCCUCAUCCACGCCGACAUCCAGGAAUCUCUGGCGGAUGGGGAAGACAGCGGCAUUUAUAUGAACCCAUAUGUCCGUGUCGCAUAUGAUCCCCAAACUCUGUCUUGGCUUGGCACGACUCGACGUUUUGAGAGACUGUACUCCUUGAUUCAAAAUCUGAUCAGUCGACUUGCUGGACUACCAUGGUUCAAUCCUCGCCGAGAUGAGAUUCCGGGACAAAAUGUACAACAGACAGUCUGGGUUCCAGAUGAAAAAGAAGACGGCAGUGGCUCGUUCCAGACAGUCGAUAGGAUUGCAGGGAAGGACGGCUUCUGUGGACGCCCCGGGCUUCAGGUAAUUGUUGAGCAUCGCGAAGAGGGACAAAAGGGGUGGGAAACCAUUCCGAUGCCAUCUUAAGGUUGUCUUUAUUGAAACCUGGCACGUAUCAGUACAUGAAUAUUAUCCUUGCUGUGCUAGUCAUUCUGCGGUUGUGAACCUCCACCGCCCGGUUAUGCGUUUGCUUGCACCGAGGGUUCUGGUUUGAAAGCCUCAUCUCCCCCGCGUCUCUAUUAGCUCAAGAAAUAUCUAACGCGCACAGCAAAGUUUCUGCUGCAAACACUUUGAAGAACUCUGGUGACUCA